UCGGCAUGAUGGCGGAAGGAAGGGAAGCGUUGAAGGUUGGUCGGAGUUUGUUCAGUUUUUUGGCUUUCAUUGGGCUUAUUCGAAACUAUUAACGCUCGAGCUCCGUCAGAUGCUCAAAGGAACUAUUACCAAACGAACAUGAAGAGAUGGGGCUGUUUAGUUCAAGAUUUAAAGACUUUGAGGGGAAAAUGCAGAGGCCAUGGCGAAGUCCGUCUUCUUCUGAACUUUGUUUACGUUCACUUCGAUUGUUUAUAGUGUUUUUUUUGGGUGUCUUUAUCACUGGAACAAUUCAAGAAAGUUUCGCUGAUCCAGCAGAGAUUACAAAUGUUAUUCCAUCUAGUAAAAUUAUUGAAAUUAAACCUGGAAAAGUUAAAGUGUUAAGCUGUAAUGUCAGUGCUGUUCCUGGUGUCAAAAAAAUUGUGUGGAUAUUCAAUUAUAGUGUUCACUUACAAGAUUCAAAUAAUACAGCAUUUAAUAUAUCAAAUGCUAAGUGUUCAGAUACUGGAAUAUAUCAAUGCUUUCCUUCUAAUGGCUCGCUACCAACUGCAAAAAAUGGUACAUUUAAUGUCACAGUAAGAGACCUACCAAGCAAAGUAAAUAUCUCACUUUCCAGUUCUACUCCAACUAGUUUAACCUUCCAAUGGACUGCUCCUCAGAAUGGCUGUCUGCCUUUGACCUACAGUAUUGCAUAUCAGGCAUCAAAGAAAGUUCAAAGUGAACAUGGAGGAAAAAAAGAUGUUGGUACUAGUCUGAUUGCUACCAUUGAUGGACUAAUACCUGAUACUAAAUAUGAAGUACAACUAAUAAUACAGAAUGCAAAGGGUGUCAUUGAAUGUGAUAACAGCCCUUUUUGGACAGAUAUCGGAGUUCCCUCUUCACCUUUGUCUUUGGAAGCAAAUUUGACAUCUUGUCUAGUUGAAUGGGAGAAGCCGUCCCAGGAGAAUGCUCCAAAUAUAACCUAUAGGCUUUCUUAUAGACAAAAUAAUUACACCAACUGGACACACAUUGAAAACAUCAACAAGACAUACUAUUCUCUACGAGGGAAAGUAUUGUGUUCCAGUCAAAAAGUAAAAUGCUCAACAUACAGUUUCAAAGUUACAGCAAACAGUUCAGCAGGUUAUGGUAAUGAAAGCGAUGUUAUCUUUGUAUCUGGUUCAUCAGAACAACUACAAGUUUGUGCUUCCCUUUCUUCUAAUGUAGUAGGUAACGACUUCCCUUAUUUGGUUGUAAUCUUGGUUUUACUAGCCAUCAUCUUGUUAGCUAUUGUUAUUAUUAUAACAGCCAUCUGCRCAAGAGGCAAAUGCAGAAGUUGCAGAAUGCCAUUGAGGAGGCUCUUCACUCCUGAGCAACGACCUAUUAAUGAUUCUGUAAUGGAGAGAACAAGAGAUCAGUCUUCUUGUAGAGAGAGAAGAGACAGAGAAGCUGUACCAUACGAAAAAUUCUGGCAGCAUGUGACUCUCCGACAUGCUGACACUAACUAUAGAUUUUCUUCUGAGUUUGAGUCUCUACAAGGAAAACAGGAAAAGAAUAAGAAAAUAACCUGGAAUCAGUCUCAGAGACCAGAAAAUCAAACUAAAAACCGCUUUGCAAAUGUUGUAGCAUAUGACCAAACAAGGGUCGUACUGUCAACAAUUGAUGGUAUGCCAGGAUCCCAUUACAUUAAUGCUAAUUAYGUAGAUAGUUAUAAAGCAAUGAAUUUUUACAUAGCAACUCAAGGUCCACUUGCAAAUACUAUAGCAGACUUUUGGAGAAUGGUUUGGGAGCAGAAUUCUAGAGUAAUAGUAAUGAUCACCAAAAUAAUUGAAAAAGGAAGGCAUAAAUGUGCACAGUACUGGCCCACAAAGAAUAGGAAAUCAGAUGUCCAUGGGCAACUGAGGGUGACAUUCCUUAAGGAAGAACAUUUUGCUUUUUAUACAUUUAGAGAAUUUGAAAUCAAGCCUAUCCAGGAAAGCACUCAUUAUAGUCAGGAUUCCACAGAUGAAGCCAUCAAACCAAUGAUAGUACAACAGUUUCACUUCACAGGCUGGCCUGAUCAUGGGGUCCCAGAUCCUGGUUAUGAAAUACCAGUCUUGGACUUCAUCUUUAAGUCUACUGCAGCACAGGUGGAAGGGGCAGGCCCCAUUGUUUUACAUUGUAGUGCUGGUGUUGGUCGUAGUGGUGCUUUCAUAGUGAUUGACAGCAUGAUCAAGCGUAUCCAUGACAACGGUGAUCUAAAUAUCUUCAGUUUUCUUGCCCAUAUAAGGCAGCAACGGAACCAUUUAGUUCAAGAAGAGUGUCAGUAUAUCUUCGUGCAUGACGUAUUACUAGAGUACAUCAACUGUGGCUUCCUCCUGUCCUUACCAAAGAGAGCACUAAAGGAACACUUGUACAAAAUACGAACACAGCCACACCAUACUGGGAAGACCAAGAUUGUCGUAGAGUUUGAGAGAUUGAAAAAUAUUAAUAUGCAAGAGUAUAACUUAAAAGAAGGCCAGAGAGCUUGUAACGUUAUCAGGAAUAGAAACCCUGAUAUCAUACCAGUGGAUACGUGUCGUGUCAAACUGUACCCACGACCAGGUGUAGAAGGGUCUGACUACAUUAACGCCAGUUACAUUGAUGGUUUCUGGYGCCGUGAAGCAUACAUUGCCACUCAGUGUCCAUUAGAGUCCACCCUCUUUGACUUCUGGAGAAUGAUAUGGCAGGAAAACUGUCGAAGUAUUGUGAUGUUACUCUCUAAAGAAGAAGCAGAUCAGAGUACGUAUCCACGGUAUCUACCAGUUGUCCAUGACACGGCUCGCUUCGGCGUGUAUGAGGUAACCAUGGAGUCUGAGUCAGCCAGAGGAGACUUUAUGAUACGAGACCUGAAGAUGACUUCUGUAAACGAACCUGGUGAAACUCGAAAGAUUCGUCACUUCCAUUUUCUACAUUGGCCUGAGGAAGGCUUUCCAUGGUCUGGACAGUCUGUCCUUCAACUUAUUAGUAAAGUAGAUGAAUGGGAGAAAGAGGUCAAGAGCAACUCUAAACCUUUCGAUAUGAUUGGACCCAUUGUCGUGCAUUGUUCAACGGGAGUAGGUCGUACGGGGGCGUACUGUAUUCUUCAUACCUUGUGGCAUCAAGUUACCCGAGAAGACGUCGUGUCGGUAUACCCUACUGCCCGACUGCAUUUCCAUCAAAGACCUAAAUUCCUACUUACACAGGUGCAGUACGAAUUUUGUUAUGAUACCAUGGUAGAAUAUAUAGAUGCUGACUGUUCGCUGUAUCUGGUCUGACACCAUGGUAGAAUAGAUUACUGACUGAUCGCUCUAUCUGGUCCAUCCAAAGUAUGUGAAUAUACCACGAUAGAAUAUGUAGGUAAUGUCUUUACGCAGUAUCUGGUCCUAUGCGCAAAGAAUGCCACCAUGGCAUGGUAGAAUAGAUUACUGACUGAUCGCAUAUACUAUGGUAGAAUUUGUACGCAAUGUCUUUUUACCGUAUCUGGUCCUAUGCGCAAGGUAUGCCACCAUACCGUGGUAAUGCGUCUUGUCUAUAGACUGGUCGCCACAAGGCCUCAUCAUCUGACCAUGAUUAUGUCGAACAGCAACAAUGAAAUAAACUUGCUUGAUGCGAAUUUUAUGCUAAGCUUGCUGUUGUCUAAGCUUUGCUUGUGCUGAAGAUAAAUAUGCGUGUUAAAAUUUGAUUGGUUAUUUAGGCCUGUAUGGCACAAACAAUUCCCGUUCUUAUUCCCAAGAAAAAUGCUAAAUCGAGUAUGGAAUAAAAAUUUUAGUCGAGCACUGUGAUUGGGUCAAAGCUCAUUUUGACUGUCACAAAGCUCAGUACAAAGCUAAAAAAUUAAUUAGGAACACUAAGAAAGUGUAGUUUAAAAAAAACAUUUGGAUUUUUAUCAAAAAAUUAUUUAAUAUUAGUUUUGUUGACUCCUUUUAAUCAAAUAUUAGCCCUAUAUAUUUAUAUGAUUUUAAUAGCAGUAUUUUAUUUUCUCCACAUGUCGUUAUUAUGCGGCUGCUAAGUUCUUAUGAUGUAGCCUUUGAAACCAGGCCUUUGGACGUCGAGGCUUGGCAACGAAGAACGGGAAACGAGUCCAGCUCUUAUCUUCUCCAAUCUUUCUAAUCCCAUUCCCAGAAUCAGUCCAAACAGAUUCUAUUGGGUUGUUUCCCUUUAAUCCCCCUCUCUUUCCUAGCUCCCCGUCCAUAGAAGCCUGGUAACGAAGGUUACUGAACUCCGAAGUUGUAUAUGUUUUGUCAUUUGAAGUGAUGCGUAAUUCUAAUGUUUCAGCAAGAGAAUAAAAUAAUAAUGGCUCUCACAUAAGGAAGGCCAUCCAAAUAAUACUAUUAGGUUGAGUCAGGCAUUAAACAAAAGAAGGGAAUCGAGAAAUGUAAAAUAUUAUUAGCUUACAUUUUCGAGAAGCAAAGCUUCUUUUUAGAUUAUUAUGUAUUUUUUCUUUUACAUGUCGUGAAGCCAAAGGCUUUUUUUUUAGUUAGUUCAGAUGUACACAUCACGAGAUUCAAUUAAUAGAAUUUAUUAACGAGUAGUAAGAAGUCAGCGAAGUCUGCAUCAGCCUUUUCGCGCUCAUCGCUAGUCAAACCGGAGGUCUUUCGAAGAUGCUCCGAAUGUCUUCGGACAAGGUUCUACGACGGUGCUCCGAUUUGUCUUGAGAGUAAAGGCGCAAAAAGAGCGAUAUGAUAAUUAAAGUGAGUAUGACGUUUAAGAACGGAGCGUGAAAAUUGCAAUGCAAUAUUAAAAUUUAUUAGUAAUCAAA
This is a messenger RNA of Actinia tenebrosa (Australian red waratah sea anemone), 4732 nucleotides long. RefSeq names its product receptor-type tyrosine-protein phosphatase S. NCBI's taxonomy places the organism in Eukaryota, Metazoa, Cnidaria, Anthozoa, Actiniaria, Actiniidae. Gene Ontology annotation, molecular function: protein tyrosine phosphatase activity; protein binding. Gene Ontology annotation, biological process: protein dephosphorylation. The record is from RefSeq and is a predicted model, not a curated record.